AUGUCGUACACUUCCUACUCCGAUGCUCGCAUGUCACUUGCGUCCUCGUCCAAACCCCGCAAAACACUCCGCUCUCCGGAUCGAGACAUUGCAUUCCGAAGUCAGUAUAUUGCGCGCACCAAAACAAUCCUUGUUCUCCGCCCGUUCGGCAGCCCCCAAUCGGCGGUUUCCUAUAAGAUCACCGAAGAAGACGGAACUCCACAAUUCACUAUCACCGGUCGCAAAUACAGCGACCGAUCAUGUCGUGAAUUCCGUGACUCGUCUGGCCUUCCGCUCUUCGAACUGCAUCGGAAAUGGUACCGCUCGAAUAGUUGGUCUAUCAGUCUACCCGGGUGUGAUGAUGCGACGAUCGCGACGGGGUCUCCACGCUGGUCGUUGGGAAAGACGUCUCUCGGGGACUUUAACCUUUCAUUUGAGAAUGCGGCUGCCUUUGACGGGAAGCGCGAGGAGGAGAAGAUGCUCACGUUAAAUGUGGAAAGGCAUGGAAAUGCGUUGGCGCUGUUUGAUAUCGUGGAUGGGGAUCGGAAGGUGGCAGAGGUUAAGGAGAGCAUUCACCAUAAUGAGAAGUUGAAUCUGAGAGGCUCUAAAACGGGAUAUCGACCUGCUUUGGAUCUUAUCAUAAUGCCUGGCGUGGACAGCUCGAUAGUGAGUACAUUUUAG
Messenger RNA from Penicillium salamii, 660 nucleotides. Lineage: Eukaryota; Fungi; Ascomycota; Eurotiomycetes; Eurotiales; Aspergillaceae. The record is from the annotation of a GenBank genome assembly.